AUGGGGAUUUGGAUUUUGAAUGAAAGUUUGUCAGUUCUGCUAGUUUUAUUGUGGUUGGGGAUGAACAUCUACUUGUUCAUUGACACAUUCUUCUGGUAUGAAUCUGAGGACGCCUACCUCUACACACGUGUUAUGUUGGGUUCUGCACUUGCAUGGGCAAGAGCUUCUGCUGCUUGCCUCAACUUCAACUGCUUGCUGAUCCUCCUGCCAGUCAGCAGGAAUCUCAUCUCCUUCCUACGGGGAAGUUUUUGUUGCAGAACAAUAUUGAGGAGACAAUUGGAUAAAAACAUCACAUUUCACAAGAUGAUUGCUUAUGGAGUAGCUGUAAAUGCAACUAUUCACAUCAUUGCACAUUUGGUCAAUAUAGAACAAUUUCAUCUCAGCCAUUCGAAACAAGCAGGAGACUUGAGGAAGAAACUGUCUGGCAUUGGUGGGAACCCAAAUGAAAGCUACCUGAACCCCAUCAGAAGCUAUGACACAAAUACAUUAGAUGAAAUCCUGAGAAGCAUAGCUGGAGUGACAGGACUCCUAAUCACUGUGUCGCUAAUUCUGAUAAUGACCUCAUCUACUGAAACCAUCAGAAGAUCCUUCUAUGAGGUGUUCUGGUAUACCCAUCACCUAUUCAUUGUUUUCUUUGCUGGCCUGGUAGUUCAUGGUAUGGGUCAUCUUAUCCGUGGUCAAACCAAUCAGAGUCUGCUGGUUCACAAUGUGAGUUACUGUAAAGAUCACUACUGGGAGUGGGAAAGAUCAGCUCAGUGUCCUCUACCCCAGUUUUCGGGUAACAGCCCUUCGGUGGUGACUCACGCCUCUGGGGUCUUAGAGCUUCAGCUGAAGAAGCGUGGCUUUAAAAUGGAGCCUGGGCAGUACAUCUUCCUCCAGUGCCCUGCAAUCUCCCAGCUGGAGUGGCAUCCUUUCACUCUCACUUCAGCUCCUGAAGACGACUUCUUUAGUGUGCACAUACGAGCAGUUGGGAACUGGACGGAAGCCAUUUUCAGGACCUUUGGAGCCCACGAAGAAACAUAUAAGGAACCCUGGAAGCUGCCACGACUUGCUGUGGAUGGGCCCUUGGGAGGUGCAGUCACUGAUGUUUUCCAGUAUCCCAUUAGUGUGUGUAUUGCAGCAGGAAUAGGAGUCACUCCUUUUGCUUCCAUUCUGAAAUCUAUUUGGUAUAAGAACAGUAAUCUAAACACACAACUCAGAGUGGAAAAGGUUUAUUUCUAUUGGAUUUGCCGAGAUCCAUCUGCCUUUGAGUGGUUUGCUGAUCUCCUGUGCUUGCUGGAAGCACAAAUGGCUAAGAAAGGGAAAGCCUAUUUUCUAAGCUAUCACAUAUUUCUUACCGACUGGGAUGAAAGUCAGGCUAUGCACAUUGCCUUGCAUUACGAGAAAAAGGUGGAUGUAAUUACUGGCUUGAGACAGAAAACUUUCUAUGGGAGACCAAAUUGGGACACUGAAUUCAAACAAAUAGCAGAAAAUCAUCCUGGCAACCGCAUUGGUGUGUUCUUUUGUGGAUCUAAAACUCUUUCUCGGAAUCUUCAAAAGAUGUGCAACCGGUAUUCAUCCACUGAUCCAAGAGGCAUUCAAUUUUAUUAUAACAAGGAAAGUUUCUAG
Messenger RNA from Pseudonaja textilis, 1608 nucleotides. The record is from RefSeq and is a predicted model, not a curated record. NCBI's taxonomy places the organism in Eukaryota, Metazoa, Chordata, Lepidosauria, Squamata, Elapidae.